AUGGACGCCGCCGAUCAAGCUCCAGGAGUGGGCUUCGUGCUGAAGCACUACCACAAGCCAAUCUUCCCCCCCAACGCUCCUGUUAAGAUAUUUUAUCUCGGCAUCUUUACUAGCCUUACACUUGCUCAAGAGGCAGCCCAGCACGCACUUCAGUGCACCCUGUCCAAGCUUAUCGACCAAGGGUACCACGGUCGCUACUGGAAAGAUGUCGAUCUAGAAUUACGAGGACUGGUUACGGCAUACGGGGAAACUGUGGUAAACGGACAUUUGGCUACGCAGGAGUAUUGUCUGAGUGAGUUCCAUAUGGAAACUAUCGAAGUCUGGGACCCUUCGUGGGACGCCGAAGUACACCGCUCUUCAGAAGACGCAUUGUUCAACAGCUCCUGCAGCGAAUCGUCGAAGAAAAUGCCAGAGUUCAAAUCACAUUUAGUAAACUUGUGUUCCUCACCGAGCCGAAGCUGGCCGUGGUCUACAAAGCCGAUGGUAAGACUGCCAGUCGAGAAACCAAAGCCGGUCGUGUGGCUGCCCAUCGCGCCGAAACCUACAACACCCAAGUCUAGUCCGGCCAGGUACAAACCAUCCUCGCCCACUCCCAUUCCCAAGCAGCCAUCUGUCUCGACGCUCGAACAGACUCUCCAACUGUCGCCAACAGGUGUUCAAUACCCCGAAGAACAACAAGGGACUUGGUCAGGCAGUCGUCCGCCGCUACCCAUGUCUACUUCGCUCCCGCUUCCACGGCUUAUCCUACCGGCUUCUCAGCACGAAGAAGAGCUCUGGCCGGAAUGGUCACGAAGCCGCACAUCAUAG
This is a messenger RNA of Pyrenophora tritici-repentis Pt-1C-BFP, 807 nucleotides long. RefSeq lists its product as uncharacterized. The record is from RefSeq and is a predicted model, not a curated record. Lineage: Eukaryota; Fungi; Ascomycota; Dothideomycetes; Pleosporales; Pleosporaceae.